Danaus plexippus (monarch butterfly) is the source of this 3609-nucleotide messenger RNA. Its product is annotated as bicaudal D-related protein homolog. Bases 314 to 2026 code for a protein of 570 amino acids. The record is from RefSeq and is a predicted model, not a curated record. NCBI's taxonomy places the organism in Eukaryota, Metazoa, Arthropoda, Insecta, Lepidoptera, Nymphalidae. The transcript is spliced from 9 exons.
AUUCAGUUAUACUUUGUUGUGUUGAAGCCGUCGUCGCGGUUAGACCGUGGCAAGUCGCCCGCGUGUGUAGCAUUAUAUAGAUUCGUGUUUAGUGCAAUUUGAGUGCCAUUGACAUGGAAAUGUUACGUUUUUGUUAUCAAUAAAUAUUAUAAUGGCAUUAAAAAAAGAUUUCGACCUGCCCGUGAACGUUUUCAAACAGAUCAAAUUACCGAAACCCGUCAAAAUACAGCAGGCGAUUGAGAAGCUGUUCAAGAAGAAUAAUUAUACUAAAAUAGUGCAAAGUUAAUUACCGUCGGAGCUUAGUUCAGAUUAGAUGGCCGGUGAAGUUGGUUCGAAUAAUAGUAGAAAUAGUCCUGAGUACACAAAUUCACCAGAUUUCAUUACCGACCACACCGAGUUCGUCGGUCGAGGCAGCAUUGAUACAAAGAGGAAAAACAAAAGAAGCCGCAGCUCUAGUAGAAGCAGAAUCACACCGACUGUAUUGAGUCUGUCGGAUGAGCAGUUUUACGAGGAGUUAGAAGAUUACGUUAAAGGCAUGUCGGCGUCUACCAUGGAGUCGGGGGUCGAAGACGUUUGGAGUCAGUUGCAACAGAAGGAGUCGGAUCUGCUGCUGGCAGCGGAGUUGGGGAAGGCUUUGUUGGAGAAGAAUGAAGAACUGAAGAAGGAGCAGGAGCGCCUUGCUGAAGAAUACUCCAAAAAACUAGAGGAGUUGGAGCAAGAAAAGCAUCUCCUGCGACGACGUUUGGACACCGAGCAAGGGGAAUACGAAGCCAGGCUUGUGGAACUUCAGAAUGACAUCAAAGAACUCACCGCCAAGAUCGACUCCAAGGACAAUUCAGUUAAACAAAGAGAAGAAGAAAAGACGGGUCUUAUAGCAGAGUUGACAGCACAGAAUUCUCGUCUAACUAAUCAACUGAAGGAGUCAUCUGCUGUCGAGGCGCAGCUCUUAGCGCAACUGGAGUUGCUCAAAGAUCAGUGCUCCAUAAGAAAGACGAGCUUGCAAGACCAUGUCCAAAGCUUGGAAUCCCUCAAAGCUGAGCUGGCUCUCAUGAGUGAUAAAAGGGCGGAUUUGGAAAGACGGCUGACCACAUCGCUAAAAGACAAAGACAGCUUAACACAGCAAUUAGAUGAAGCUAACGACAGGAUCUCAGCCCUGGAGAGGCAGUUGAAGGAACAGGAACAUCUAUACCAGAACACGCUCAAGGAGUUGGAGCGUCUACAGAGAUCUCACGACACGCUGGCAGAAAGAGUUGGAUCUGAUCCGGUGGAAAUUACGAACACUCCGAGGUCCUUGCACGCGGAACUGGAAUCGGAACCGGAAGAAGAUGAGAACUGGCUAAGAACAGAGGCUGUUCAGGUCUUCAAGCAGUUGAGGGCAUUAGCCCUCCAACUGAACACGGGCCACGACGAUGACUCCGGUCUACAUUCAGAUCUAUCUUUGUCGUCUCUUGAUGGUGAUGAAGGGGAGACUCUCCGUCGUGGCGCACUGUCCGCCGCUUGUGCUGAUGCCGUUGCAGCGUAUGCAGCACUAGAGGGAUCCAGAGUGAGGGACUCCAUCGCCUCCCACGCGCGUCGUGCUAUGGAGAGAGAGAGACAGAUUGAUGAAAAGAAUGAGAUCAUAGCGGAACUGUCGUCCAAGCUGUCAGUGGCGGAAGUUGAACUGCGAGCGUCAGCUGACGAGAGAGAUAAACUGCUGAAUGACGCGACAUACAGUAGCUUACAGCAUGAUGAAGCUGUCACCAAAGCCAGGCAGGAGAGAGACGAAGCUAUAGAGAGGAAAAAGGCCAGCGAGGUCGCUCUGGCUAAGACACGCGUAGAAUUGAUGCAGGCUAACAGCCAGCUGUACGAGGCGGUGAGACAGAAGAUAGACCUGGGCCAACAGCUGGAGCAGUGGCAGAUGGACAUGCAGGAACUCAUAGAUGAACAGAUGAAGCACAAACUGACGUCCCAGGAGAAACGCCGCAAACUCCCUCCGCCGCGCGCACCGACUCGCACCGAGAGACUAUUCGGGCUUUUUCACCGGUAACUUCAUCUCUAGCGACGUCAUCACUCCUCCCUCCCUCGUCCUGAUCCUUCUCCUCCUCCGGCGAACCCCCCACUCCGUCGCCCCCGCCCUCUCCAUCAUCCUCCCCUUCCACCCCUACCCACUCCUCACAGCCGCCAUCUUGUGCAAUCCAUUGGACAUCGCGGAGUUUAUAUUUCAUAGUUUAAUAUUGUAUUUGAAACCGUGUGAUGUUUACACAUUAGCAGUGAUUCUUAGCGUAUUUUUUAGGAACUUCUUAGUUGUUUUACAUUUAAUAUUAAACAUAACCGUAGCCUUUCCCGAUGUUUUUUGCAUUCCGUACAAAGUAAUUUACGAUACACUAUUACUCUCAACUUGUGAAAUGUACCGAGCUGUCGAGAAUUAAUCGAAUUAUAGAUUGUUUUCGAAUCGAAAUUAACCAUAACCUGUAAUAGCUUAUCCGCCAUUUUGUUUCGUAUUGUCAGCCAUCUUGUCACUGCGACAUCUAACAAACAAAUAACCUGGCUACGUCCUUAAGUCUCUAAAGCUCAACUAAGUAAUAUAAUAGAGAAUAAAAAAAAUAAUAAUAUUCUAUACACGAUAAAUACAAUAAAAUUUCGAAUCUUUAAUGUACAAUUGUAAAUGUAAAUAACACUGUAGCCGUAGUAAAUUUUUUUGGUGCACCUCGGAAUUUAGUUAACACAACGAUAGCCAUAUUUAAUAGAUUAAAAUUAGUAUUAACGAUUUGCAAUUUAGUGUUAUAGUAUUUAAUACAGCGUCAUAACAAUGUUUUGUGCCUUAGUGAUUGAAUUUACUACUGUAAUUGAUAAAACGAACGCCUUACAAAGUGCCUUUCAAUGUUAAAAUAUGCAAUACUUAACUCAUUCAUUCCAAUUUUAAAAUAUGAAUUUGUUGUAAAUACUAUAAAGAUGUUCAAACUGCACCAUACUUAUUUGAACUAACAGAAAAAAAGAUUAACUGUCAAAAUGACAUCUUAAUUUUUUUUUUAUUGCGAUGUCAACGUUUCUUGUAACAGAUUAUAUAAUAUGUUUGGUGUCUGUUUUAAUAAUUUUUUUAAAAAUGGAAGAUCAUUCUGUAGAAUUAUUAUCACUCCGUUUUAUAAAAAAAAAAAACAAAAACGCGUUUGUGAUAUUGAAUUAGUUUUUAGAAAUUAUUAAAAAAAGACACGUCAACUUUUAAAUCCGUUUUAUAAGUGCCUAUGUAUGAUUUUAAGAAAUUAAACAAUGUUUGAUAGAGCGAAAUAAAAUUUUUGUAACAACUUUGACAACUGACCGUGUUGUGGUCUAUAUAAAAAAAAAACGUAUAUAUAAGAGAUUUUAAAUAUUACACAUUUUUAAACAUUACAGUUUACUGCUAAUUUUUUUUCAUACCUUUGAAAGUUAAAAAAUACUUGUCAGCACAAAUAAAACCAUUCCAUUAAAUCUAUUUUAUUAAUAGCAAUUAAUUCAUAAUAAAUGUAACAUCAACAAUAUUAUCUCAGAAAAGUACUUAAAGCGUUAACUUAAUUUUAGAUCUAAUGACUAGUUUGUAUUUAUCAUAGAUAUUAAUAUGCAAUUAUUGGAAUAAUAAAGAGAGAAAUUUUAAAA